Messenger RNA from Tribolium castaneum (red flour beetle), 2373 nucleotides. RefSeq names its product DNA ligase 1. The transcript has 3 exons. Lineage: Eukaryota; Metazoa; Arthropoda; Insecta; Coleoptera; Tenebrionidae. The coding region runs from base 131 to 1039 and encodes 302 amino acids. The record is from RefSeq and is a predicted model, not a curated record.
CGCAGAAUGCAGAAAAUAAACAUAUGUGUCUGUUUACGUCACAGCCGCGUCACCAAAAAUUAGAUUUGCGGUUGUUCGUUGGUUCCGUGGCAGCUUUUCGGUAGAAAUAAUCACCUUUCGGUCCAUCAAAAUGGAAUUAGUGAAAGAUCUUGUAAAUAACCAACUCACCCUCUACCUGUUACCUGUGGCUUUGGUCAUUAUUGUAGUGAUUCUAGUGUUCACAUUCGGAUUCAAAUCGGCAGAACAACCACCUUUCGACAAACUCACCAACGAUGAUCGAAAACAAGCAGGGAAAAAGAAGAAAAUCAAGGAAAAGAAAACCACCGCCAACGGACACGUGUCUACUGGUGAUGCAAAAACCGAGAAAUCACCAGUCAAAGAUUCAAAAAGGUCGCCAACCAAAGAUUCGACCGACUCUCAAAAACCAAAAGACAAGAAAAUAGAAAACAACAAACAGGCCGAAAAGAAUAAGAAGAACGAAGCCAACAAAAAUAAAGUGAUCGAAGAAGUGAAAAACAAGAAGAACUUGAAGAAAUUCCUCAGUGAGAAACCAGUGGAUUUCGACGAUGGCAACUGGGAGACCGUUCCCAGCAAAGCCGAUAAGAAGAAGAAACCCGAUCAGAGUCCAGCCAAGAAGGACAAGAAGUCGAAAAAGGUCGAGAAAGCGGCCGAAAUUGAAAAGUUAGUCAAGGAAGUGGUUAACAAGGAGCUGCGUGAGAAGGAAAAGGAGAUCAAGGUUGAGAAACCUGUAGAGGAACCGAUUCAGAUUGAGGAGCCUGUUGUCGUGAUUGAAGAGAAGAAAGAAAAGAAGAAGGAAAAGAAGGCCAAGAAGGAGAAUGAAAAACCGGUUGAGAAAGAACCGCCGGUUCCAAAGGAAGUUCCUAAACAGAAGGUUGAGAAAGUGAUUGAAGAGAUUAGGGAAGAACCGCCCAAGACUCCCGUCAAAGAGGGAGGCGUUGCCUUCGACGAGCUGGGAGAUGUUUGGACAGAAGCGAAGGUGGCGAAGAAGAGUAAGAAAAAAGCGCGUAGAGAUAACUAGAAGUAGUUCAACAAAUCAGAUAUUGUAUGUGUCAGGUAUGUGAUUACGACUAUGUGCUACGAGACAAGAUCUCAAACCUUAAAAAGACUUAAGUAGCUGAUUAUCACAGAAUUUUGAACUCAUCAUUCAUUCAAACAUACUCAAAAGAAUAACGAGUGCAACGUGGCAUGAUAGUAUUCACAAUCAAACGAAAGCUUUUUUAAGUAAAUGUCUAGAUAAGAGGUGGCAGCAUAGCUGCAAUAUUCAAUGUGCAUUCCAUGAGGUCAUGUAGUUUUGUUUGUUUCAUUUUGUUGAUUUUUUUCAUUUAGCAAUUUGUAUUUUGUGCCAAUAAAAUCAAAUGAAUGUCUGACCUAUCCAAUGAAAUAAAUGGCCUUAUAGUCUUGCAGUGUGUUGCAAAUAUGCGAUAUUUUUAAUAAUAUAUUUUUGCGAGAAGAGUAACAAUCGUAGGUUAACGUCUUCCAUAUUUGUUGUUUGUUUCAUAUUGUCACACUUCAUUGUAGAUAUUUUGCUCAGAUUUUGUGCAUCAGCCUAAUUAAUAAGUUCUAACUAAGCUUCAAUCUAUUGCUUCCUCGACCAAUGACGGGAAACUUUCUUCAUUGCUUAAGGAAGCUGUGAAAUUAUUUACUUGAGAUUAUGUGCAUGUCCAAGCAGCGACAAAUUGAAAAUCAAAAUUUAGCAAUCUUUUGACAUUUCUGUGGUGGCAUAUAGUCUCAAGUGAAGGGUCUUGCCUGAUCAAUAUUUUUACUGCAAGUAGUCAUUUUUUAUUGUAGAUUUAAGGUAAAUAAAUGUAGUGUAUUUUUAUUUCCUAUAAACUAUUUUUAAUGCGUGUAUCAUAUUGUAACUAAUGUGUAAAAUUAAAUAUUUGAUAUGUUUUCAAUGUAAAGUUUUGUUGAAUAUUCUAUGUACUUUUCAUGUCGACUGUAACGGGUACACAAAAACAUAUUGCCCUAACGAGCAAGUAUUUAUGAUAAGAAAAUUAGUCAUUUUUAUUUUAGUUGCUUGAUACGGCUCGAGUUUGAUUAUUGUAAAUAACUCCCGUAUUUGAUAUUUGAAAUGUACAUUGAUCGGCUUUGUGUUAGUUUGUUUUGCUGUAGAGACACCCUAAGGUGGUUAAAUUGUUUGUCAUCUAUUUAUUUUAGUCCAGUUUUCUUUGAAUAUGACAAGCUUAUUUGUUUCGUGGAAUCAAAUAAGCCGCCGUUGUGUAAUUAAAUUGAAUACAAACCUGUAUUGUGUACAUACUGUGUUAUUACAUUACUUGUACAUCGUUUUGUAUAAGGUCUGUGGAGUGUUAUCUUUUGGGGACCAUUUUCAGAAUAUAUUUUGAAAAAUUUAAA